Molecule: messenger RNA, 1683 nt
Organism: Fukomys damarensis (Damara mole-rat)
Lineage: Eukaryota; Metazoa; Chordata; Mammalia; Rodentia; Bathyergidae
Gene: Ccdc61
Product: coiled-coil domain containing 61
Exons: 13
Coding region: 74-1363 (429 amino acids)
Cellular component (GO): centrosome
Source: RefSeq, a predicted model, not a curated record
CUCCCAGGGGCGGUGAUUUGGCCGUGGCUGCUGAGGGAGGUGGUGGUGUGGAUCUGUCUUCGAGGAGCUCAGCAUGGAGAGAAUUAGUGGGCGCUGUGAAGUCUUGAGCCGGGCCAUGGACCAGCCAGCCGGCCUGCAGGUGGAUUACGUCUUCCGGGGUGUGGAGCACGCUGUGCGGGUGGUGGUCUCGGGGCAGGUGCUGGAGCUGGAGGUGGAAGACCGGAUGACAGCUGACCAGUGGCGGGGCGAAUUCGACGCCAGCUUCAUUGAAGAUUUGACUCACAAGACAGGAAACUUCAAACAGUUCAACAUCUUCUGCAACAUGCUGGAGUCGGCCCUUACCCAGAGCAGUGAGGCAGUGACUCUGGACCUGCUGACCUACACAGACCUGGAGUCUCUGCGGAACCGCAAGCUGGGUGGCCGCCCGGGCACCCUGGCCCCCAGAUCAGCCCAGCUCAACUCCAAGCGCUACCUGAUUCUCAUCUAUUCUGUGGAGUUUGACAGGAUUCACUACCCGCUGCCCCUCCCAUACCAGGGCAAGCCAGACCCUGUGAUCCUGCAGGGCAUUAUCCGGUCGCUGAAGGAGGAGCUGAGUCGCCUUCGGGGGCUGGAUGCCUGGGACACGCAGGACACGCGGGACACUGAGAUGUGGCACCUGCGGGAGCAAUGCUUCGGUCUGCACCCCUCCUACGUAAAACGGACACAAAGAACACAAGCGUGGUUAGCAUGCCGGACACAACCACCGUCUUCUAAUUCCAGCUGGCACCCGGUGUGCACGCAUUCAGACUUCUCUGUUCUACACGCGUCUUUUUGGAUUGGUUUGCUUGUUACUGUGUUUCUUAAAUCUUUCCCAGCCCCUUCCUCGUGUGGGCGCGCACCGCGCUUCGACCCCACGGCCUUCGUGAAAGCCAAGGAGAAGAAGCAGAGGGAGAUCAAGAUGAAGCAGCAGCAGCGGAACCGACUGGGCAGUGGAGGAAGUUCACACCGCAGCUCCUCCGGUAAGCGGCCUGGAGCCCGGGCGGCUCGCUGGGCGGCGGACUGGGCCGGCUCCUCCGUGGACAGUUUCCGCAACCGCUGCUCCUCGGCCAGCUCCUGCAGCGAGUUCGAGGAUUUCUCCGAGUCUCUCUCCAGAGGCCUUCGCUGUCGCCGCCGCGGAAAGCCACCCAGCCCCACACCUUGGAGUGGGUCUAAUACAAAGUCCUCCCCCCGAGAAUGCAGCAGUCAGAGACGCCUGGCCAGUUCGGGGGGCUGGGUCCCCAUCAAAGAGUACAGCUCGGACCACCAGGCAGCUGACAUGGCCGAGAUAGACGCCCGCCUGAAGGCCUUGCAGGAAUAUAUGAACCAGCUGGACACGCGGUCCUGACCAUGGAGAGGUGCCACUGCCUCUCCACCCUGCCCGCCAGUGGGUAUGGCACAGGAGCAGGGCCAGGGCCGGGCUGCCCUUCCAGGUGCCCCGGGGUCUCAGGUGUGUGAGGUCCCGACCCUGCCCUCUCCCUAGGCAGUGGGUACUGGAAGGGUAUGUACAUUUUGUAAAUAAACGUGUUCGUCCUCGGGACCCGUUAGCUUAUGACUGAAGGGUGGGUGGAGUGGGGAGAAGCGAGGAAGAUGGGGAGAUAAAAUUGGGACCUGUGGAUAUUUCUGGCCAUGUCUGUGACGGCAGGCAGAUGGGAAUUCAAGCUCAGG